Messenger RNA from Tripterygium wilfordii, 2849 nucleotides. Its product is annotated as beta-amyrin synthase-like. The coding region runs from base 164 to 2461 and encodes 765 amino acids. Gene Ontology annotation, biological process: triterpenoid biosynthetic process. The record is from RefSeq and is a predicted model, not a curated record. The transcript has 10 exons. NCBI's taxonomy places the organism in Eukaryota, Viridiplantae, Streptophyta, Magnoliopsida, Celastrales, Celastraceae. Gene Ontology annotation, cellular component: lipid droplet. Gene Ontology annotation, molecular function: beta-amyrin synthase activity.
ACUCACAACACAUUCACAAGUUCAUAGAGAUCCAUACAGCUUGAUUUCAAGAGCAAAGCUAGCUUAGCAGCUCUCUCUAGCUACAACUAGAUCAAGCCGGUGUCUCUCUAGCUAAGUCUAAGUGUAACAACAAAAAUACAUACAUAUCACCCAAAAAAUUAGUAUGUGGAAGCUCAAAGUUGCUGAGCGUGGAAAUGCACCCUAUUCUGAAUACUUGUACACUACAAAUGAUUUCUCCGGUCGACAAACAUGGGAGUUCGAUCCGAACGCCGGAACCCCUCAAGAGCUCGCCAAGGUGGAGGAGGCUCGUCGCAAGUUCACCGAGGAUCGCCACACCGUCAAGCCCGCCUCCGACCUCCUUUGGAUGAUGCAGUUUAUGGGGGAGAAAAAUUUCAAGCAAACAAUUCCUCCGGUGAGACUUGGAGAGGAAGAAGAAGUUACAUAUGAAGAUCUGACGACCGCUCUAACGAGAACGACCAACUUCUUCACAGCUUUACAGGCCAGCGACGGUCACUGGCCGGCGGAGAACGGUGGCGUCUCGUUUUUCCUUCCACCAUUUAUCUUUUCCCUCUAUAUCACUGGCCAUCUCAAUUCGAUCAUCACUCCGGAAUAUCGAAAAGAAAUCCUACGUUUCAUAUACAAUCAUCAAAAUGAAGAUGGAGGUUGGGGAAUACACAUAGAAGGGCACAGCACAAUGUUUGGUACAGCAUUUAGCUAUGUUUGCUUGAGAAUACUUGGAAUAGAAGUUGAUGGAGGUAAAGACAAUGCUUGUGCUAGAGCAAGAAAAUGGAUCCUUGAUCAUGGUGGCAUCACCUACAUGCCUUCUUGGGGAAAAACUUGGCUGUCGAUUCUUGGUGUAUAUGACUGGUACGGUUGCAACCCAAUGCCCCCAGAGUUUUGGCUCCUUCCUUCUUAUCUUCCUAUUCAUCCAGCAAAAAUUUGGUGCUAUUGCCGGAUGGUUUACAUGCCAAUGUCAUACUUAUAUGGGAAAAGAUUUGUUGGUCCAAUCACACCUCUCAUUCUACAGUUGAGAGAAGAACUCCACACACAACCUUUCCAUGAAAUCCAAUGGAGACAGACGCGCCACCGCUGUGCAAAGGAGGAUCUCUACUACCCACAUAGUCUAAUCCAAGACUUUAUUUGGGACAGUCUCUACGUGGCCUCUGAACCACUCCUAACUCGCUGGCCUUUAAACAAGAUCAGAGAGAAGGCUCUGGCAAAAGCAAUGGAACACAUUCACUACGAAGACGAAAACAGUCGAUACAUAACAAUAGGAUGUGUUGAGAAGGCAUUGUGUAUGUUAUGUUGUUGGGUUGAGGAUCCGAACAGCGAUUACUUCAAGAAGCAUCUUGCAAGAAUCCCAGAUUACUUGUGGGUUGCAGAGGAUGGAAUGAAAGUGCAAAGCUUUGGUAGCCAAUUGUGGGAUGCUACAUUUGGUUUUCAAGCACUUGUAGCUAGUAAUUUAACAGAGGAUGAGGUCGGUCCAGCCCUCGCCAAGGCCUAUGAUUUCAUCAAGAAAUCUCAAGUUAAGGACAAUCCCUCCGGCGAUUUUGAAAGCAUGCAUCGACACAUCUCGAAGGGAUCGUGGACUUUCUCCGAUCAAGACCAUGGUUGGCAACUCUCUGAUUGCACUGCUGAAGCUUUGAAGUGUUGUCUUCUAGCAGCAACAAUGCCUCAAGAAGUAGUUGGUGAGAAAAUGAAACCUGAAUGGGUGUAUGAGGCCAUUAAUAUCAUUCUUUCACUACAGAGCAAAAGUGGAGGUUUGGCAGGUUGGGAACCGGUGAGAGCAGGAGAAUGGAUGGAGAUUCUCAAUCCGAUGGAAUUCCUCGAGAACAUUGUGAUCGAACACACCUACGUGGAGUGCACCGGAUCAUCGAUCAUUGCAUUCGUUUCGCUGAAGAAGUUAUAUCCAGGGCACAGGACAAAAGACAUUGACAAUUUCAUUAGAAAUGCCAUAAGGUAUCUUGAAGAUGUGCAAUACCCGGAUGGUUCCUGGUAUGGGAACUGGGGGAUUUGCUUCAUCUAUAGUACAAUGUUUGCGCUGGGAGGACUAGCAGCGACCGGUAGGACUUACGACAACUGCCAGGCCGUGCGUAGAGGCGUGGAUUUUAUACUAAAGAAUCAGAGUGACGAUGGUGGAUGGGGAGAAAGCUACCUCUCUUGCCCAAGAAAGGUGUACACACCUCUUGAUGGGAGGAGAUCUAAUGUGGUGCAAACUGCUUGGGCUAUGUUGGGUCUACUUUAUGCUGGCCAGGCUGAGAGAGAUCCUACUCCUCUUCACCGCGGGGCGAAAGUAUUGAUCAAUUACCAAAUGGAAGAUGGUGGUUACCCCCAACAGGAAAUCACUGGAGUUUUCAAGAUGAAUUGCAUGUUACACUAUCCGAUCUACCGGAAUGCUUUUCCGAUAUGGGCGCUCGGAGAAUACAGGAAGCGUGUUCCAUUACCAUCCAAAGGCUAUUGAAAUCCAGAAUCCUUGAAGAAAGUGAAUGCAGAAGAGCAAAGUUCAUUGCAUAUAUACAUUCUAUAACAAUAUUGAAAAUAUUGUAUUGCAUGAUGACGCAACAUUCAAAGAGUCUAAAAAGCCUCUGAUAAAUUCUAGCUCCUAAAAGAAGGAACAAGAAGAGGUUUGAGAUUAAAUCUCGUUUGAUAAUUUUUAUUUCAUACUUUUGAAAUAAUACUAGCUGGCUUAUAUAUAUAGCAUUCACUCUAGCAAGAUGCUACUAGUUAGGAAACCAAAUACUUGAAGGAAUUCAUAUGUAAUUAUGGUACCCUAAUUACAAUGCUAUUUUUUUAUUGGAAAGAACUAUUCUGCUAAUUAAUAGGUAAGAACUAUUUUGCUUGCUGUUGUU